UCCCUACAAUAAAGCCAGGUUUUCCAUGUUAGGCGCUACUAAUCAUUACCUAAAUGACAAAGGUUUUGCUAUUCUUGGUGUAGUGCCCUUCUUUGCAUUUCAGAGGAAUUAUUGGGCUCUUACACUGACUGUCAAACUUGCUGACUUGGUAACUGGCUGCUUUUCAAAAUAUAUAUUAAAAAUCUCACCUUUCACAGCUAUUUCUUCAAUAAAUCUUUAUAUGUAUAUAUAUAAUAAGCUUUGUGAUUUUACUUAUAAAACUAAAGUCAACAGAAAACAAAUUAAAACUCUUAUCAGUCACAUUGUAUGUACUAUUAAAGAAAAUCCCAUCAAAGGCAGCAGGACCCAGCAGAAAGAGUGCUGAGCUAAGAAACACAUGGCAACAUUUCCCAUUUGCUUAAACAAGGUCAAGCUUUCAGCUUCUCAGCUCAUUUUACUUCUAGCUCUCACAGAACUCUCUAAUCUCUAUUUCUGUCUCAGCUGCUUUCAAAUGUGUAGGUGAUUAUUAUUUCCUUCUCUCCAUAAGGAAUUUUAACACCAAUAAGUUAAAUUAAUUACAGCCAGAUUCAAAGGCCCUACACCCGUACUGAAGACUAUACAUAUUCACAGUUUUGAAGCUCUAUUUAAUUAUACUUUAAAUGUUGCAUACUGAAUCACAUGCCUUGAUCCACCUCAUGGAAAAGAAUUAAGUUCCAGACAGACUCCAGAUUACAGCAGGAAUGACAAUCUAAAUAGCCUUUAAGUUAAAUAUACCUCAUAGACUGAACAUGUAACUCAUAUUAGAAAGGCUGGAUCCCUUUUUAUAGCUAGCUGCUCGUACAGUUCAUUUUUAUCUAAGUCUUCAUCUUUUUAUUUCAUUACAUUAUAGCUGGCAGUGUGUACUCUUUCAUUGAAGAUCAUACAAGGUAUGUAAUCACGGCAACAGUAACUAUGCUGUGCAUUUUCCUUUGUCAUGUUUAACAGACUGGUCAUUUAAGCACCUACAAAACACAGCUUGGCCAGAGGAGUGAGGAACUCGAUAAAAAAAUAUCUGCUAUUCAAAUACCAGAGUCACAAAAACAUCUUUUUUUCCUCCCUAAUUAUUUCAUUAAAAAAUUUGGAAGAAAUCUUCCACGUGGAAUAUCUUUGCAUAUCACAGAUUUUUGUUUUGUUAUUGAACUUUACUUGUUGCUAAGGAAGACCAGAGAAGAUCAAAGGACUUCUAGCAACUAGCAAAGCAAAGGUGAGGGAGUUUUGAUUUCUUUCUCAUUCUUUAAAGAUUUAUCACUGAAGUACAACGGUUGUUGGUUCAUAGUUGUAUGAAAAGAAUGUGUGAAGUGAUGUGAGCCUGCUUUGCUAUUUCCUAUCUGACUUCAAAUAUCAAACAAUAGCUUUAAUUCACUUUUUGUUUAGCAAUGUGAUCAUGCAUUCAACAAGCUUAUUCACAAAUCCAUAUGCAAUUGAAGUCCUAAAGACUAAAAAAGAAGAGCUCGUAGAAGGCAUAACCCACCCAGACCAUCUUCUGAAGUGGCUGAUAGACAAUGGUGUUUUUACCCCAGAGAAAAAGGUGGUCAUGAGUUUCUACAGGACACGAACAGAAAAGAACUCUCGAGUUUUAGACCUACUGAUGUCUCAUGGUGAACGAGCCUGUAGGCUCUUUUUUUAUCCAUGUUUAAAGCAAGUGGAGCCAAAACUUUACAGCAAGAUAAGAAAAUACGUCAGUGAAGUAAAUGAAAGCAUUGGAGAUGCCAGAAGACAAUUAGUGGGAUAUUUACUUGAAAAAGACAAGGUUUGGUUUGAAAGUAGCAAUGAAUGGCACCAGGGAAAAAAAGACAGUCUUAGAAAAAAAAGGAAAGAAUGGACUAUUAGGAAAAAAGGAAAAAAACUUCAACUGUCAAGGACAGCAAAACGUAGAAAAGAUCACACUGAUGCUGUCAUCUUUGAUGCAGUCACUAAGGGCGAUCUUUCCGAGUUAGAGAAGACAUUGAAAGACAACGAUAUUAACGUGCUAAACUCCUCAAGUGAAACACUUUUGCAUGUUGCAGCUGCUAAUGGACAUGCAACUGUAACGGAAUAUUUGAUCAGCAAAGGUGCAAAGGUAGAUGUGAAAGACAAGAAUGGAAGAACACCACUGCACAGGGCUGCUGAGAAAGGCCAUGGUGAUGCAGUGAAAGUGCUGCUCCAAUCUGGUGCUUAUCUGUACAGUUUGGAUAUGAAAGGCAAGACACCACUUCAUUUGGCUGCACAGAAUAACCACAGUCACAUAGUGAAGAUACUCGUGGAAGAAGAGGCAAGAAGCUACAGGAACCAGCACAACUUUUUGCACAUGGCAGCUCUUAAAGACGAAAGCAGUCUGGCAAAAAUACUUUUGAAGGCUGGCGCCCCCGUUGAUGGGAAGGACGAAAAGGGACAGCCUCCUCUUAGUCAUGCUGUGUCUCACGGGUCUGAAAGCACUGCAAAAGUACUGCUAGAAGCAGGAGCCAGUGUUGAUUCCAACAUAGCUGAAAGAGCCUUCAACAGCAAUCACCCAUCCAUCUUCAAAAUACUACUAGAAUAUUCCAAAGAUUUUCCAUCUGAAGUAAUGGAAUCAGCUCUUUUUAGAGCUGUGCAGAAAAACCUGCCCGGUAUUAUAGCUGGUUUAAUUGACAAGGGUACAGAUAUAGAUGCUCUCAAUGACAUGAGGUACACUCCUUUACUCUUGGCGUGUGAAACAGGCAAAGCUGAAGCUGCAGAAGUUCUAAUCACAAAGGGAGCGAACUUUGGAAUGAGGACUCCUGCUUCAGACACAGCUUUGCACUUGGCAGUUCAAGCUGGGGCUGCUUCUACUGCACAUCUGCUUCUGCACAAGGGGAUGGAAACUAACCUGAGGAACCAAGCCCAUGAAACCCCACUCCAUGUUGCUGCCCUUCAUAAUAGAGGUGCAUUAGUUGGACUUCUAGUUAAUGCUGGGGCCCAAAUUAAUGCUGCCACUAAAGAGUUUGUUACUCCCCUGCAUAUUGCAAGUCAAAGAGGUAACAGUGAUGCUGCCCAGCAGCUCUUGCACCACAAAGCCCAUGUUAGUGUUAAGGAUAAGCAGUUAAAAUCUCCUUUACAUUUUGCUGCUGAAAGGGGAGACAGAACAAUGGUAGAGAUGCUUCUGAAUGCUAAAGCUGAUCCCAAUGCACAAGACAAAGAGAAGAAGACUCCCCUGCACAGUGCAGCUGUAAGAGGACAUCUCGACAUUGUGGAAGUUCUGUUAGCUGGAAAAGCAAGACUUGGAGUUAAGGACAUGGAUGGAUGCACUCCAAUGCACUAUGCAGCCAUCAGGGGAAACACAGAGAUUGUAAAAAUUCUUCUGGCAUCAGGGAAAAACAAAAAUAUUGAUGAUAGAAACAUUUGGAGAAAGACUGCACUGCAUAUUGCAGCAGAGCACGGGCACAGUGACCUGAUCAAUGUGUUGCUGAGCCACGGAGCAGCCAUUAAUGCCUCAGACAGCAGCAGGGACACGGCACUGCACUCUGCAUGCAAGGCUGGUCACUUGAACGCUGUGAGUGCCCUCCUAAACUGGUCACAAGGACAAAGAGCAAAUUUACUGGCUGCUAACACUCUUCAAAAGACCCCACUGCAAGUAGCAGAGUUUAAUGUAACAGAAAACCAGGCUCAAAUUGUAACACUUUUGAAGAAGAAAAUGUUAAUAACAAAAUGAAGACGUAAAGCUAAACUGUCUAAAGUUAAAUGCAGAAUUCUCUCGUAAUGUAGUUUGGCUAGUCCUGCUGCCCAGUAUGAUUUUAACUAUGCUAGGGCAGGCAGAAUUAAGUUAGCAACCAAAGGUGGCCAUGGAGAACAAGGUAUCUUAUUAGACACUGUUAAACUUCAAAGUAUUGCUUAGCCUUUUGCUUCUCUCACAAAUCUCCUACUUGGAAUCUAUUUAAAAAGCACCACUUUUAAACAGAAUGUGUAUGACCUCUUCCAGUAAAAAUCGAGACUUGAAAAAACAAGAUAGAAAAUAACUGUUCCUGUACCUGUCAUGAACAGUUUGUAUUAGUUAAGUGCUGUUUCAUAAAAUCACUCUUUUAAAAAGGCAUGUCUAUUAUGAAUAAGGGGAUAUCAGUAUCUUCAAGGACACUGAGAUAGAAACGUUGGAGUAGAUGAACCCAGUUUUGUUUAACUUUGGCAGUCCUAACUGCAGAGUGUUGCCAAGAGAGAUUGAUUUGCCCUCCCUUCCACCCCAGCCCUGCUCUAGGUUGUAUGUGUGAUCUGAUCCAACUUACUCCACAGCCGUACCUGAACACAGGGAGAAGCAGGAUAACAAAGAGAAGAGCAGCACUGGCUCUCCUGAGGGUAAUGUGAUAUGAGCUUGGUCUAGGCUGAUUAUAGCACUGCUCUCUGAGCUAACCAGAGAUCAGAAGGCAACUAUUGCAAAUUGCACUAUUGUGGGGUUGCUGUACUCCAGAUUUACUAGAUACUUUCCCCACACUAAUAAAUCAUAGAGUCACAGAAUGGUUUGGGUUGGAAGGGACCUUAAAGCUCACCCAGUUCCAACCUCCCAGCCAUGGGCAGGGACACCUUCCACUAGAGCAGCUUGCUCAAAGCCCCUGUGUCCAACCUGGCCUUGAACACUGCCAGGGAUGGGGCAGCCACAGCUUCUCUGGGCACCCUGUGCCAGUGCCUCAGCACCCUCACAGGGAAAAAAUUCUUCCGAAUACCUAAUCUAAAUCUUCCCUCUGGCAGGUUAAAGCCAUUCCCCUUGUCCUGUCACUACAGGCCCUUGUCAAAAGCCCCUGUCCAGAUUUCCUGCAGGACCCUAUAAAUCCUACCAAGAGCCUUGGUAUAAACCAACCAGAGAAGUGUGUGUUCCAAAACUUUGCUAACACAGUGAUGCUGUCCUUAGGAUGCUGGUAUGUGCUACAUUGACAUUCAGUAUUGCAAUGGACCCUCUUUAGACGCUUUUAUAUUACACCCUUCAACAUGGCACUGACAGCUCCAGGGACUCUAACAAUCAUUUUUCUUUCUAUCUUUCAUGAUACCAUUUAUCUAGAUUUUGCAUUUUUAUGUACAGAUAAUUAAACCAAUCGUAUUUGCUGUUUACUACGUUUACUUUCAAAUCAAUCCCAGCACAAUGAUGAAAUGUUGAGAAUAAAAAGGUUGCAGUGGAGUUUAUUGGUUCAAAACAUUUGUACUGCCAUUUCUUAAAACAGACACGCUUUCUCCAGGCAGCACAAGGUUCUCUGAGGUAAUUCUCUGUAUAAUGAUACUCAAGCCUCAUGAUUCUUCACACUUCUCACCAGUGUAUGACUGGAAGCCAAAUUACCACAAAGAGACAAAUACUUCUUGCGACACAAACACUGAUUUAAGAAUAUAUGAGAGUGAAACUGGAAUUUUUAGAGCCAUAUAACAACACUUUAACUUGACCAACACAACACCACUGCUUAAAAGACAUCACCGCAUGUUUGGCAGCACGCAGGCAGAGCCCAACAACCACAGCAUCUGCAGCAGGAGGUACCCAGCGGCACCAGUCAGCAGUGUCCCUCUUCAGCCAUCACUCCACACUUCCACGGCCCGGUUCUCCCCGGGCCAUUCAUAAA
Molecule: messenger RNA, 5543 nt
Organism: Neopsephotus bourkii (Bourke's parrot)
Lineage: Eukaryota; Metazoa; Chordata; Aves; Psittaciformes; Psittacidae
Product: CARD- and ANK-domain containing inflammasome adapter protein-like
Exons: 1
Coding region: 1403-3664 (753 amino acids)
Biological process (GO): positive regulation of transcription by RNA polymerase II; regulation of apoptotic process
Cellular component (GO): nucleus
Molecular function (GO): protein binding; transcription cis-regulatory region binding
Source: RefSeq, a predicted model, not a curated record